Molecule: messenger RNA, 1404 nt
Organism: Alternaria arbusti
Lineage: Eukaryota; Fungi; Ascomycota; Dothideomycetes; Pleosporales; Pleosporaceae
Exons: 2
Coding region: 1-1404 (467 amino acids)
Source: RefSeq, a predicted model, not a curated record
AUGUCUUGCCAACGCCUAUCAACCGUCCACGGACUCGCACCCGAAAAGCUCAUCAAACUCGCUUUCAAGUUCCUCCCCUUCCGCACUCUCCAAGCCGUCUUCGCGACGCUUCACCCCGCUCAACAUCGCAUCUUGAUGCAACAACGGCGCCGCGGCGUGAGUCUGCACCAUCUAGCAGACACACUAUACUACCACCAAGGCGCCACACUGUCGCGCCUAUCGCGCUGGAACGAAAUGACGAAGCUGCAAAUGCAGCAUGAACUCCUCAAACGAGAACACCUCGACGAGGGAGAGGAAAAGAGCUUGAGUGAAUGGGGACUGAGGAUCAGAUUGGUGUGCGUCAUGGCUGAGGAGAGGAAGGCCUGGAAGGAGGGGAAGGAGCAGAGGAGGGUGGAGGAGGAGGAAGACAGGAGGGCAUGUAUCGCGCAGUGUAGGGCGUAUGAGGAGGAAGAUGAAGGUGAAGCUAUGGAUAUUGCCGUCGCCGCUUCGCAGGAAGGAGGUCAGGUGAUGUUUACAUCGCUCAUCGCAGAGAUCAACGGCGGAGAACCCUCCACCAAGAAGAGUACAACCCAGCUCAAGUCAGAGACUGCGCGAAAGCGUACCGUCGCGGGGACUACAUCAACUUCGGCGCCAUCACUUCGACAACGCGCGGUUCCUCGUCGCCCGCAACAGCGUCAAGCCAUCGACCGGUACACGGCUGUAGCGCACAACCCAUGGAGGGAGCCAAAGCGCCUAGCAAAAUACUCAUACGAGCUAAUGAAGCAACAAGAGCUUCUCGAGGAAGCGCACAUCCGAGGGCUUGAGAUCGACAACGGGGAUAAAACAUACCUCGUAAACAUCUUGAUCAUCGACGACGAGGCCUACGCCAAACUAAUGGAGGUACUCGGUUGCCGCUUCAAAGCCGCCGACUUUGCGCAGGGCGAAGUGAGGCUCUACAACCACGAGAUGAAGCGCCAACGAGCUGAAGCAGAGGCGAAGCAGCAACAAUCGGUCCGUGAGAUGCAUAAGAAUGCAAAACGAGAUGCGCGCGUCAAGGCCGAGAAGCUGGUAUGCGAGAAGAAGCAGGCUGAGAAUAAGGCUGCUAAAGCCAAAGAGCAAGAGCACCGGAAGCGAAAGAGAAGCGGCAACCGCGAUUCUGGUUGCUCUUCUGCCCCCAAGAAGGCCAAGUUCAAGCAUGCACCGGCGGUGUCUUCGCGCUCAAGAAAGACCGGCGCCAGCAAGGCAUCAUCAGGCGAUAGGAAGUUUGUCAAGAUGAGUGUUGCCAACGACAUGAAGGAUGCGCACGACGAUGACGACGAUGAAGAUGGACUUGGCGACUUCAUCGUUGAUGACCUGCCGCAGAAGCCGAAGCGCAAGAGCGAUGUAGGCGGCAUGGCAAGGAGCAGGUUGAUUGCUGGGUUUUGA